Messenger RNA from Solanum pennellii, 1009 nucleotides. RefSeq names its product RNA-binding protein SGN1. The transcript is spliced from 4 exons. The record is from RefSeq and is a predicted model, not a curated record. The coding region runs from base 117 to 722 and encodes 201 amino acids. Gene Ontology annotation, molecular function: RNA binding. Lineage: Eukaryota; Viridiplantae; Streptophyta; Magnoliopsida; Solanales; Solanaceae.
UCUAUUAAUUUAUUUUUUGGUACAUAAUAACAACAUAAUAAGAACCACACAGGAUUCCGAUAUACUUUGUGAAUCUAGUGGUACUGGGCAUCCAAUUUCUCUCCUCCCGAUAAAGCAUGGCGGAGAACCCUAAUUGCACUGUAUAUGUCGGAAAUUUGGAUGAGAGAGUAUGCGAUCGUGUACUGUAUGACAUUCUAAUUCAAGCAGGGCGUGUUGUUGACUUGUACAUUCCUCGUGACAAGGAAACUGAUAAGCCUAAAGGUUUUGCCUUUGCAAAAUAUGAGACAGAAGAGAUUGCAGACUAUGCGGUGAAGCUUUUCUCUGGUUUAGUGACACUCUACAAUAGAACAUUAAAAUUUGCAAUAUCUGGGCAAGACAAGCCCUAUAAUAACUCGCCAAUUGCAACACCGCCGGCCUUAAAUAUUCCCUCUAGACCAAGGCCUCAUAAUGAUAAGGAAAUUUCACCAAAUUCCGCAAGGUUAUCAACUUCAUGUUUGUUUUCACAGCACCAAACUAGUUACGCACAAGUUCCAGUCCCCCCUGGUGUUUCAGUAAACCAGUCUAAUGGUUAUAGAUCACCUUACAGUGGAUAUAGAUCACAUUACGAUGGCAACAAUUAUGAUUACGAUCAAAGAGUAUUUGGGGCAGCUUUGGAUAGUAUAACAAGCUCUAGGUUGGGCCGAUGUGAUCCCCGUAGCCCGACCAGUUACCCUUCUUACUGAUUUUUGAUUUUCUCUGGUAGAAAGCUCUGACAUGUCUUCUGCUAAGUUAUGUAGUGUAUUGGUAUUUCGGAGAGUUUUUGCAAGGUGCUUUAGAUUUAGUUUUAUGUCACUUUGUUGUUCAUUGUUGUGAUAGUUUAUCUCUGGUUAUGUUUCUGAUGUCUGUACUCUUGGAUCUAUGUGUUACUUUUCUUCGAUCCAACUCUAUAAUAUUUAUUCUGUAGCCGUAAUUCCAUCCUUGUAUUUGAUUUUCUGAAAAUGGUGCAAAGAUUUGUAUCUUGCUUCCGCUA